AUGAAGGAAGUCGUAUUGAAAUCAAGCACAUCGUUUGGAAUUAUGCUCCAGCAGAGUGAAAAGGAAGUUGUUAUUACAUUUACUAAUAUUGGUCGUGUGUUGCGAGAUUUUGAAACCUUUUCAAGAGUUGCUCGCUCAGAGAUUUCAUCCUAUUAUUUUUCAAAGACUUGUAGAGGCAAAUCUAAGGGUAAAAUUGCUGUUCUGGUAACUGAAGAAAAGCCAUUACAGAUCAAGUACAUUAAAAGGAAAA
Paramuricea clavata is the source of this 250-nucleotide messenger RNA. NCBI's taxonomy places the organism in Eukaryota, Metazoa, Cnidaria, Anthozoa, Malacalcyonacea, Plexauridae. The record is from the annotation of a GenBank genome assembly.